UCCUGCUACUCCUGCUGACUCCGGAGCAGCUAAACUGAGUGGGGGAAGCGGCAGCAGCUUCUCUGUGGAAAGUAAACAAGUGUUAUGUUGCCCCUUGCGGCAGCAAAGCUGUAUAACACUACACAGAGUGGGGGAAACAGGGAGCACCGCUUCACCUCGGUCUUCAAGGUGCCAAAUCCUUCUGAAAGCCUGCACUACCACUUUCCCCUAACAGGAGCCUUUUUUGUCUCGGCGGAAAACAACAUGGCCGACGCUGCAGUCCAGUCCGACGGAAGAAGCGGCGGGAUUGUGAUUAACGAUGACUGGUCAGGCUACAGUUUAGACCAUUUAAGCUAUCCAGCUCACUACUCCGGAGAUUUAGACUGUGUCAUGAUUCCGCAUGGGGUGAUUAUGGACAGGACAGAACGUCUGGCUCGAAACAUCAUGGACGACCUGGGGGACCAUGACAUCGUGGUACUGUGUGUGCUGAAAGGAGGCUACCAGUUCUGUGCCGACCUGUUGGACAGGAUCAAGGCUCUUAGCCGCAACUCCAACCACACAAUCCCCAUGAGGGUCCACUUCAUCCGUCUCAAGAGCUACCUGAAUGACCAGUCGACAGAGGAUCUCCACAUACUGGGAGCAGAGGAUUUGUCUUUUUUAGCUGGAAAGAAUGUACUGAUCGUGGAGGCCAUUGUAGGCACCGGAAAGACAAUGAAGACUCUCCUGAAGCAUGUUGAAGCCUUCAGGCCCAAAAUGAUCAAAGUAGCAGGAUUGCUGGUGAAGAGAGUGCCACAUAACUCAGCAUGUCUUCCUGACUAUGUCGGCUUUGAGAUACCCAAUCGGUUUGUGGUUGGAUAUGCUUUAGACUACAAUGAGUAUUUUAGAGACCUAAAUCAUAUCUGUGUGAUCAGUGAAAGUGGGAAGAUGAAAUACAAGAUUUAAAAAAAGGACUGCAAAAGAGGCGACUGUCACACAGAUGUCAUCUAACAGCAAGCCUAAACAUUUUCCCUGUGAUGCUAUUCACUUAAAGCUGCUAUCGUGACAUUUGAUCUCAAGCUUCCCUUAUUUUGUUAUAACAUUCCUUCUAUGAAACGUGUAUCUGUUUUAACAAUAGACACUGACAUUUACCUGGUAAUUUUAGCAAAGCUAGUACAUGCUUUACCAUGUUUAACAGUUGCAUCCUUAUUCUUCGUGUUUACAGAACUGAUUCACAAGGAAAAUGUUUAAUGCUAGGGUAGUGUUACUGUUUGCCUUGGUUGGUUUGACUCUAACACAAAUGCAUCUCAGUUUUACUUCUUGUAUGCAAUGUAAAGAACUUGAUAAUCAUGACCUGUAUGAAUGUGAUUUUUUUAAGUCUGUGUGUGAUGAGGUAACAAAGGAAAGAAAGUAGUUUUUUAUUAGGAAAUUAUUGGUAGAGGUUUACAUUUUCUUCACCUGUACAUUGCCCUUUUGAUGUUUCAUUAGGUAGUUCUCCUGCUGUCACCUUUUAAUGCUCAGGGGCACACAAAGUAGUUUUGUAAACACCAAGUGCGCUAACUAUACCUCUUUUUGUUUUGUCAGUAUUUGAGAUGAAGUGGGAUAAUUUUGUCAUUUCUGUAUUUCCUUUUAUAAUUUAACAUAUUCGUAAAGUAUUUUUAACAUUUAUGUUCUGUGUUAUCUAUCACUGCAUUAUUGUCACAUUCUCUGUUGACUUUUCAGACGUUGAUAAAAUUUGUUUAAAGCGGUGUCUUGGUUGAGCUCAAGAUAGAAAAACCUUGUGUACCUCACAUGUUUUUCUUUAGCUGAUGAUAUACAGUACAAAGGAGGGCUCUGGGUCAUUGAAACAUCAUGUUCAAUGGCAUGUUUUAAUAAUUUCUUUUUAUACAAUCCUUACGUGUUUUAUGGUAUUAAGCUGCUCUGGUUUUAAGACUGGCCAAAGCUGCAUGCUGAAACAUCAGGUUACCAUUCUUUUGUAUUAAAAAAUAGGUAAACUUCAAAUGAACUAGUAAAAGGAACAAAAGAGAGUCCAUUGUGUUGAGCUGCUGUGCUCUUUGUACACACCUGACAUAUGACUCCCAGCAGGGAACACAAAGUGCCAUAAAGACAAAAUAGUUUUUUGUUGGUACUGAGGUCUGCUGGAGAUUAGUGACUUGACUCUGACCUUUUUAAGAAAAUGUAUCUCCAAGAA
Messenger RNA from Siniperca chuatsi (mandarin fish), 2146 nucleotides. Its product is annotated as hypoxanthine-guanine phosphoribosyltransferase-like. Gene Ontology annotation, biological process: hypoxanthine metabolic process; guanine salvage; GMP salvage. Lineage: Eukaryota; Metazoa; Chordata; Actinopteri; Centrarchiformes; Sinipercidae. Gene Ontology annotation, molecular function: magnesium ion binding; hypoxanthine phosphoribosyltransferase activity. The transcript is spliced from 9 exons. The record is from RefSeq and is a predicted model, not a curated record. Bases 85 to 921 code for a protein of 278 amino acids.